Molecule: messenger RNA, 1429 nt
Organism: Diospyros lotus (date-plum)
Lineage: Eukaryota; Viridiplantae; Streptophyta; Magnoliopsida; Ericales; Ebenaceae
Product: vesicle-associated protein 1-2-like
Exons: 8
Coding region: 62-1054 (330 amino acids)
Biological process (GO): endoplasmic reticulum membrane organization
Cellular component (GO): plasma membrane; endoplasmic reticulum membrane
Source: RefSeq, a predicted model, not a curated record
GACAUCAGGGACAGGCUUGGGUUGGAGUUAAUGCUAAUUAAUUAAUGGAAGCAACUGCAGCAUGAAGUAUGGAAAUAACUGCAGCAUGAAGCACGGAGUAAACGACAUCGUUUCAAGUUGCCACUUCAUAGCAUUCUCUGCAACAAAACCAGCCUUUAUUCAUUCCAGAUCUCUCUCUCUCUCUCCCUCUCUCUGUCUCAAAUUCUCGAAGCCGUUUACCAGAAAAACGAUACUUGCUCCGCUCACCGGCACCGGAAAGCCGCUGUAUUCGCCGGACCGCUAUUCUCUUCACUCUGGUGACACGCUCAGCGAUCGGGUCAAAAUGAGUGCUGGAGAGCUUCUUAGCAUCGAACCGCAGGAGCUUCAGUUCCCAUUCGAAUUGAAGAAGCAGAUCUCCUGUUCUCUGCAAUUGGCGAACAAGACCGAUAAUUAUGUGGCGUUCAAGGUCAAGACGACGAAUCCUAAGAAGUAUUGUGUUCGUCCUAACACUGGAAUUGUGAUGCCGCACUCUGCGUGUGAUGUUAUAGUUACAAUGCAAGCACAAAAGGAGGCUCCUCCUGAUAUGCAAUGCAAGGAUAAAUUCUUACUUCAAAGUGUAGUCGCUAGUCCUGGUGCUACUGGAAAGGACAUUACUCCAGAGAUGUUCAAUAAGGAAUCUGGGAAUCAUGUUGAGGAGUGCAAGUUGAGAGUUGCUUAUGUCCCACCACCACAACCGCCAUCACCAGUGCGAGAAGAAUCAGAGGAAGGCUCCUCUCCAAGGGCUUCAAUAUCAGAAAAUGGGAAUGGAAAUACAGCUGAUUAUACUCCUGCUUCAAGAGCAUUUGCAGAAACAGAACAUGUAGAGCCGCAAGACAACUCAUCAGAGGUAAAGGCUCUCAUUUCUAAGCUGGCCGAGGAGAAAAAAUCUGCAAUUCUGCAAAAUAGCAAGCUUCAUCAGGAAUUGGAGUUGUUGAGACGCGAGAGCAAGAAGAGCCGAGGUGGUAUGCCACUGGUAUAUGUUGCCGUCAUUGGCGUGCUGGGCAUCCUCUUGGGAUAUCUCAUCAAAACAACGUGACCCCGCAAAUGGAGUUUGGCUUUGUGUCCGUUCAUCUCUGUUGUUAUUGGGGGCUUAAAAAUGUUUGGGGACAUUUGAAGGAAGACAAAUGGCAAGCUUGAUCAAUGGGAAUGAAGCUUUUUUAUUGCAUUUGGGGUCCGUAAUUUAGGGAACAUGUCCUAUGGGCCUUUGAUGGGUAAUGCAUUUUACGACUGCCUGCGCAUGACUCUGUAAAAGCAUGCCUUUUUGUGCGACCAGCUAACCUGCUUUAUUAUUAUUAUUAUUAUUAUUAUUAUUAUUCUUAUUAUUAUUUCUGGUAAACUGACAUGGUUUCUAGUCUGUCUCUUGCUCUUGCAAGUUAAUUGAUAUGAAUCAAUUUUAUUUUUGUUUCCCAUA